Messenger RNA from Protopolystoma xenopodis, 687 nucleotides. The record is from the annotation of a GenBank genome assembly. Lineage: Eukaryota; Metazoa; Platyhelminthes; Monogenea; Polystomatidea; Polystomatidae.
AUGCCAUUUCAGUUCACUCGCAUAAAUCUUUCUUAUAUCUGCUCGCCUCAGCUGCACUGGUUUGCAGUUUCGGCCUCUUCUCUCCGCGCCUCAUCAUCGCCUCAAAUCCGAUUCCGGCCCGGAUCAUUGGGUCCAUCUCGGAAAUGCCAUCCAAUCGGGUCCUGUCCACCCCAAUCUACCAGAGCCGAAAGAGGAUGCUUCGAAGAGCACGAAGAAGGCAACAAAUCGCUUUCUGUCGUCAAGCCCGACAGCAGAUUAGCUCAGUUUUGCCUCGACUCCACCAACAGCCUCGGUCUCAACUGGCUGUUCCACACAAGCAUUCAAUUCAGCCAGAGACCAGUUGAAGUGGGUCUAGCUCGACAACAAACGGUUGUCAAAACGAUGCGCAGGAGUCUUAGAGUCGGGUUCCAGUCGCGGCCUCAACGAAGCUCAAUCGAGAGGGCAGAAGAGCACAUUUUCUGUCCACCAGCGUCUGCCUGCAAGGCCUACCGAUACCACCGGAAGCAGACUGUCAUGGAAUCGAGUUUGAUGGAACCUGCCCACUCGACGUUGUCACGAACGUUGUGGCCGAAGCCGUGGGAAAAGGCCAAUUCGGUUGGGCAAAGUGGACGGCAAAGACGACAACAGUCGCUAUGUCGAGUAGCAAAUGUCCUCGUCGGAGAUGAGAUAAUCUGGAGGCGGAAGUGA